Messenger RNA from Symbiodinium pilosum, 822 nucleotides. NCBI's taxonomy places the organism in Eukaryota, Dinophyceae, Suessiales, Symbiodiniaceae. The record is from the annotation of a GenBank genome assembly.
AUGUCCGUGCUGGUGUCGAAUCUGGCUGGAAAAAAGUUGGCUGAAGUGGCGCCAGUUCCAAGAGACGUUGGUGAGUUGAGGCUUGAAGUCGAGCGGCUCACGGGUAUCCCAGUUGCUCUGCAGAAGUUUGUGAAGGACGGCGAUGUCCUCACGUCCGAUGCAGGAGAGCUUCCCCAGGAAGGCUGCGAGCUUCUGUGUGUCAGGGAUGAGACACCAAUGUACACCUGGGAUGUGGAAGGAAACCCUGAUGCAGAACAGCUGCAGGCAGAAGGCAACGUCCUGCGAUCACCCAGUAUGGCACAUGAUUUCUGCAACGUGCUGACGAAAGAGCCCAUGCGGACGGGAUUGCACUACUACGAGUUUGUGUUGCACAAGGUUGGAGACGAGCAAUGGUGUGGAGUCACGGAGUCCAAAGAGGUUGCUGGGAUCCGCGUGGAUGGCCGUUCACUGCCUGCCUGGACGUACUAUGCCGGACGCGCUGGCCAAAGCGGGGGCAGUGGAUCGAUUCACAAUGGGCUUGGUGCCUUGCACGCCUGCAGCAAAGCGGUUGUAGAGUUUGAGAAGGCAUGUGACCCUGGCAAUGUCAUCGGUAUGCUGGUUGAUAUGGACAGGCGCGUCGUAGCUUUUGCCUUGGACGGUCGCCUGCAGGGGGCUUGCAAGGUACCAGGGGAUGAGCCCUUGUAUGUCCUCACUCACAUGGACACUCGAGAAGAUCACGUUGAGUUGAGGAAGCCUUCGCUAGAAGAGGCUCCACCUGCAAAUCUUGAGGCCCUCAGUGGUGCACUGCUUGAUGCCGAGAAAGGUGAGGCUGUACAUUGGUGA